UCUCUCUCUCUCUCUACAUCUUCUUUCUCUCUCUAAGCCCGUGAUUUUUUCAUCAUCUUCUUCGUCGGAAACAGAGAUGGAUUUGAAGAACAGAGCUUAAUCUCAAUAAUGGUUAAUUUCUCUCCAUUUUCCACGUCAUUUACCUUCAUAUUACUUCUAUUUUCCUUUUCCAGUGCUGGCAUUUUCAAUUCCGCCGCCGCCGCCGCUGCCGCCGCCACAGAGUUCGACUUCGGCACCGUCGCCCUCAGUAGCUUGAAGCUCCUUGGCGAUGCUCACUUAAAUAACGGAAGCGUGAUGCUUACGCGAGACCUUGCCGUCCCCAACUCCGGCGCUGGCAGAGUCCUCUACGCCCAACCUAUCAGAUUCCGGCAGACAGGGAUUGACUACCUCGCCAGUUUCUCCACAUUUUUCUCCUUCUCCAUUACGAAUCUCAACCCUUCGUCGAUAGGCGGCGGGCUGGCGUUUGUAAUCUCGCCGAACGCCGACACUGUCGGCGGCGCAGGAGGGUUCUUGGGCCUGGCCGACGAGAGGGGAUUGGGAUUCGUGGCGGUGGAAUUUGACACGUUGAUGGAUGUCGAAUUUAAGGAUAUUAAUGGGAACCAUGUCGGAUUGGAUCUGAACGACAUGGUUUCGUUGCAGGUUAAAGAUCUGGAUGGAAUUGGAAUCGAUCUCAAAAGCGGCGAUACGGUGAAUUCUUGGAUUCAAUACGAUGGGUCGUCUCGGAUCUUUGAAAUUUUCGUUUCUUAUUCGAAUUUGAAACCGACAGAACCUUUGUUGUCAUUCAAUCUCGAUCUCGACCCGUAUUUGAACGAUUUUAUGUAUGUCGGAUUUUCCGGUUCGACUCAGGGGAGUACGGAAGUUCACAGUGUGGACUGGUGGAGUUUUACGUCGUCGUUUGACUCAAAUUACCCACCGGGGGCGGUUCCCCCGCCACCGACGACGACGCUGAUGAACCCAGCAGCCAAUAUCGCCCAGUCACCGCCGCCGACGCAGCCACCGUCAGGGUCAAAUUCUGUCACGCAGAAGGACACCAAGUCGCCGUCCUGCCACAACGGACUCUGUAAGCAAAACGCCGGCGCAGUUGUCGGAGUAGUGACGGCGGGGGCGUUUGUUUUAGCAUUAUUUGCUGGUGGGUUAAUCUGGGUAUAUUCCAAAAAUAUCAAACGGGUGAAAAAAGCAGACUCCCUCACUUCAGAAAUCAUCAAAACGCCGAAGGAAUUCACUUACAAAGAGCUCAAAAUCGCCACGAAAUGUUUCAAUUCUAAUAGAAUCAUCGGCCAUGGCGCUUUUGGGACUGUUUAUAAAGGGAUUAUGCCGGAAACCGGCGACAUUGUGGCGGUGAAACGGUGCAGCCAUAGUACACAAGGGAAGACCGAAUUUCUCUCUGAACUUUCGAUCAUCGGAACUCUCCGCCACCGGAAUUUGGUCCGUCUUCAAGGAUGGUGUCACGAAAAGGGCGAAAUUCUGCUAGUUUACGAUUUAAUGCCAAAUGGGAGUUUGGAUAAAGCUCUAUUCGAGGCCAGAACGCCGCUGCCGUGGCCUCACCGGAGAAAAAUCCUCCUCGGCGUCGCCUCCGCGUUGGCGUAUUUGCAUCAAGAAUGUGAAAAUCAGGUCAUUCACAGAGACAUUAAAACCAGUAACAUAAUGUUGGAUGAAGGAUUCAAUGCCCGAUUAGGCGAUUUCGGGUUGGCCCGACAAGUGGAGCACGAUAAAUCACCGGACGCCACCGUCGCCGCCGGCACAAUGGGGUAUUUAGCCCCGGAAUAUCUCCUCACCGGCCGGGCGACGGAAAAAACCGACGUAUUCAGUUUCGGCGCCGUAGUACUAGAAGUAGCCAGCGGUAGACGGCCAAUCGAGAAAGAGACGGUUUCCGCCGCCCGCGGCGGAAAAUUUGGCGUCAACAGUAAUUUGGUCGACUGGGUUUGGAGUUUACACCGGGAUGGACGGUUAUUGACGGCUGCCGACGGGAGACUCAGCGGCGAGUUUGAGGAAUCAGAGAUGAGGAAAGUUUUGUUAGUCGGGUUGGCUUGUUCGCACCCGGAUCCAAUGACCCGACCCACAAUGAGAGGCGUAGUGCAAAUGUUAAUCGGCGAUUCAGAUAUUCCGAUCGUCCCUCGGGCUAAACCGUCGUCUAGUUUCAGCACCGCCCAAUUGCUUCUCACUUUACAAGACAGCGUGUCCGAUCUCAACGGCAUGAUCGCCAUUUCUACUUCCUCGUCCGAGGUGAGUUUCAAAGGCAUGGAUCUGAUCUCGCUGGAUGAUCGGACGGUGGAAAUCCAUCAAACGUCAGAAUAAUUAUCCACUCAUACGGUACAUAUAUUUCACAGAAUUAAAUUAUUGUAUUUUUCAAUCUUAUCCAAUAUUUUUUUCUAAUUUAAUGUAUGACAAAAUAACCAGGCAUCAGCACUCCAACUGAGAUUGUGGGGCCCACAGUUUAUUUAUUAAUUAUUAUUAUAUCU
This is a messenger RNA of Cucurbita maxima (winter squash), 2459 nucleotides long. RefSeq names its product L-type lectin-domain containing receptor kinase VIII.1. The record is from RefSeq and is a predicted model, not a curated record. The coding region runs from base 109 to 2295 and encodes 728 amino acids. Gene Ontology annotation, cellular component: plasma membrane. Gene Ontology annotation, biological process: protein phosphorylation. NCBI's taxonomy places the organism in Eukaryota, Viridiplantae, Streptophyta, Magnoliopsida, Cucurbitales, Cucurbitaceae. The transcript has a single exon. Gene Ontology annotation, molecular function: ATP binding; carbohydrate binding; protein kinase activity.